Messenger RNA from Antrostomus carolinensis (chuck-will's-widow), 612 nucleotides. RefSeq names its product vexin (gene VXN). The record is from RefSeq and is a predicted model, not a curated record. NCBI's taxonomy places the organism in Eukaryota, Metazoa, Chordata, Aves, Caprimulgiformes, Caprimulgidae. The transcript has 6 exons. Gene Ontology annotation, biological process: neurogenesis; neuron differentiation. Bases 1 to 612 code for a protein of 203 amino acids.
AUGCACCAGAUUUACAGCUGCAGCGACGAAAAUUUGGAAGUUUUCACCACUGUGAUUUCAUCCAAAUCAUGUAGUCCUGCCCGGAGACGAGCCAAAACUACGCAGCACAUCCUAACAAAGAGUGUGGUAGCCAUAUCCGAUCGUCAUCCCUGCAGGACAGAGAAGCUGCAGCCCCACCAGGGUGAACUCCUCCAGGUGCUGUACAGCGAAGAGGAGGUGCGGGGCUUGGGCUGCAAGCAGCGGGGACCCUGCCCCACCAAGGCCACUGCCUCCCACAUGGGAAUUACUGACCAAGAGUCAUCCAAAUCCUGUAACCACCUGUUAGAUGGAAAAUCUUUGUUCCCACCAUCGCCGGUUGCCCAUACCACAGUGAAAGCAGCGGCUGUCACAGACUCGCCCGCAGGCGAUGGCACUUCUACAGAUGACCACCAGCAGCACUGGAGGAAGACAGCAGAGUAUGAUCUGACCCUGCCACCAGGAGCAGAAGCUUCCCUACCGCUGACGGGAGGCAACCUGUGUGGGACACCCAGCCUCCUGAGGAAGAUGUGGAUGAAGCACAAGAAGAAGUCAGAGUACCUGGGAGCAACAAACAGUGCCUUUGAGGCAGACUGA